AUGGUCGUGGCGCGCAGCCUAGUCGUCGCCAGUAUUGGUUUACUCUGUUCAAGCUCUUUUGCGUCAGCCCUUUCCUGGAAUGCGACUGAAUACAUGUUUGUAUUUGGAGACUCGUAUACCACCGAUGGAUAUAACGUCUCUGCUGGUAUCAACUCGCCAGACCCAGGAUAUACUUCAUCAAAUGGUCAGAACUGGGUCGAAUUUUUGACCAGUACAUACAACCAAACGGCCGUGAAGACCUUCAAUUUAGCUUAUGGUGGUGCAACAAUCGAUGCAGCCCUUGUUCCACCUUAUCUACCCACUGUGCUUUCUGUGGUUAAUCAGGUGACUCAAUUCAACGAGUACUUGGCAUCCAAGCCUGCUGGCGCUGCAUGGGAAAGCACAAACAGUCUGUUCGCUGUGUGGAUUGGGAUAAAUGACGUCGGAAACUCUUUCGCUUGGACCAACAUAACUCAGGUUGAAUUCUAUGGAACUCUCAUGGACCGUCUGUUUUCCCAGGUUGAAGAUCUGUACUCAAAUGGCGCUCGAUCGUUCUUGUUCCUCACUGUCCCACCUACCAAUCGCGCGCCCCUCUUCAUCGAGCAAGGUGCUACGGCUGCAGCGCAAAUGGGCACUGAUAUUGCUGAGUACAACACGCAACUCACGCAAUCUGUACAAGCCUUCAAAUCCAACCACUCAGAUCUUGACACCGUCACUGUGGUGGACACUCAGUCUAUCUUCAACGUACUUCUUAACGAGUGGCAGACCUUCGGUUUCGUGAACGUCACUGGUUACUGCGCAGCUUACGAGAAUGGCACUCCCACUCUCACUUACCAGGUUGAGGGUUGUGCGCCUGUGUCGAACUACUUCUGGCUUAAUACCCUGCACCCGCUGUUCACUGUUCACAACAUUUUGGCAAAGGCGAUCUCCACCGCCCUUGGUGGUUACCCUGCCACGCAGAUCCCCAUUUAA
Messenger RNA from Suillus subalutaceus, 951 nucleotides. Its product is annotated as carbohydrate esterase family 16 protein. Gene Ontology annotation, molecular function: hydrolase activity, acting on ester bonds. The transcript is spliced from 10 exons. The record is from RefSeq and is a predicted model, not a curated record. Bases 1 to 951 code for a protein of 316 amino acids. NCBI's taxonomy places the organism in Eukaryota, Fungi, Basidiomycota, Agaricomycetes, Boletales, Suillaceae.